This is a messenger RNA of Sodiomyces alkalinus F11, 2192 nucleotides long. Its product is annotated as T-complex protein 1. Gene Ontology annotation, molecular function: ATP-dependent protein folding chaperone; ATP binding; ATP hydrolysis activity. NCBI's taxonomy places the organism in Eukaryota, Fungi, Ascomycota, Sordariomycetes, Glomerellales, Plectosphaerellaceae. Gene Ontology annotation, cellular component: chaperonin-containing T-complex. Bases 64 to 1737 code for a protein of 557 amino acids. The transcript has 4 exons. The record is from RefSeq and is a predicted model, not a curated record. Gene Ontology annotation, biological process: protein folding.
CCAAUACAUAAAUCCUCCAUAUACGAGAAUAAGCUCAAGCCUUGCGGCUCUACUUUCCCCAACAUGUCGUUCGGAGGUCAGGCCCCGACCAUCAUCGUCCUCAAAGAAGGAACCGAUACCUCCCAGGGAAAGCCCCAGAUCGUCUCCAACAUCAACGCAUGCUUGGCGGUGCAGGCGACAAUCAAGUCGACACUCGGUCCCUAUGGCGGCGAUUUGUUGAUGGUAGAUCAGAAUGGGAGGCAGACCAUUACAAACGACGGUGCGACCGUCAUGAAGCUCUUGGAUAUCGUCCACCCUGCAGCCCGUAUCCUGGUCGACAUUGCGAGGUCGCAAGACGCCGAGGUGGGCGACGGCACAACAUCGGUGGUGGUCCUGGCCGGAGAGAUCCUCAAGGAGGUCAAGGAGCAUGUGGAACAGGGCGUCAGCUCGCAGAUCAUCAUCAAGGGCCUGCGAAAAGCCUCCGCCAUGGCCGUCAACAAGAUCAAAGAGAUUGCCGUCGACACGGAAGAGGGUAAUCGGAGGGAGACUCUCAGCAAGCUAGCGGCCACCGCCAUGACCAGCAAGUUGAUCAAGCGGAAUACCGAGUUUUUCACAAAGAUGGUCGUCGACGCCGUGCUAUCCCUCGACCAAGAAGACCUCAACGAAAAACUCAUCGGCGUCAAGAAGAUACCCGGCGGCUCGCUGACCGAGUCGCUCUUCGUCAACGGCGUCGCCUUCAAAAAGACCUUCUCCUACGCCGGCUUCGAGCAGCAGCCCAAGUCGUUCGUCAAGCCCAAGAUCGUGUGCCUCAACGUCGAGCUCGAGCUCAAGGCCGAGAAGGACAACGCCGAGGUGCGCGUCGAGGAGGUGUCUGAGUACCAGGCCAUCGUCGACGCCGAGUGGCAGAUCAUCUACCGGAAACUCGAGGCCCUGCACCAGACCGGCGCCAAGGUCGUGCUCAGCAAGCUGCCCAUCGGCGACCUGGCCACCCAGUACUUCGCCGACCGCGACAUCUUCUGCGCCGGCCGCGUCGCCUCCGAGGACAUGGAGCGCGUCGUGCAGGCCACGGGCGCCGUCGUGCAGUCGACCUGCUCCGACAUGCUGCACGAGCACCUCGGCGUCUGCGGCCGCUUCGAGGAGCGCCAGAUCGGCGGCGAGCGCUUCAACUUCUUCGAGGACUGCCCCGAGGCCAAGACCUGCACCCUCGUGCUGCGCGGCGGCGCCGAGCAGUUCAUCGCCGAGGUCGAGCGCUCGCUCCACGACGCCAUCAUGAUCGUCAAGCGCGCCAUCCGGAACCGCACCAUCGUCGGCGGCGGCGGCGCCACCGAGAUGGAGCUCUCGGCCUACCUGCACCGCUUCGCCGACGACAAGGUCAACCACAAGCAGCAGGCCGUCAUCAAGAGCUUCGCCAAGGCCCUCGAGAUCAUCCCGCGCCAGCUGUGCGACAACGCCGGCUUCGACGCCACCGACAUCCUCAACCGCCUCCGCGUCGAGCACCGCCGCGGCAACACCUGGGCCGGCGUCGACUUUGACAACGAAGGGGUCGCCGACAUGAUGGAGCGCUUCGUCUGGGAGCCCGCCCUCGUCAAGAUUAACGCCCUCCAGGCCGCCACCGAGGCUAGCUGCCUCAUCCUCGGCGUCGACGAGACCAUCCACAACGAGGAGAGCGCCCAGCCCCAGGCCCCCGGGAAGCCUUUGCCUCCUGGUGCCGCUCAGAGGGCUCUCCGCGGUCGGGGACGUGGUAUGCCGAGGCGGUAGGCGAAGUCGGUAGCGUGAGGGGAACGGAGAACGUUAGAGAUGGGACAAAAGACAGAAAGAAAAAAGGAAAUAGGGGCUGGAGUUUCUGUAUGAUACCUUUGCACCAGGGCCCUAAGAUGAGAAGAACAGAAUAACCGGUUGUCCAAGAAAGGGACUUGGACGAACCGAACUUGAUGGCUGUGAUAGACGGCUAGACUAGGCGUACGUACCCUAAUCGCAGAGGAAGAUGUACGGCGAGAUGGACCUUGACAGUCCGAUGACGGGACACCGAUGAGUCGUGAAACAAUCGAUGAAAGGUGGUUAUUGCUGACCUCUACUGUCUAGCUAAGGAUGAGGAAGCAUAGCAAGGGAAAAGUAAAAGUAAGAAUAAAAGUAAAAGUAAAAGUAAAAAUAAAAGCAAAAAUAAAAAUAAAAAUAAAAAUACAAAUAGAAAUAAAAAUAGAAAUAGUUCAUGG